AUGCCUCUUCCUCCUCAUAACUUUAGAACUUAUUUUACAUUAAUUGAUAAUCCAAAUAAUCCUACAAAUGCUUUCGCUGUGUGCAAGUGGUGCAUAAGAAAGCAUGGUGGGUUAGGAGUAGCCCAAUUAAAACCGGAAUGCUGUACAGUAAAUAGAGGAUGUUUAUGCCGUAAUCAUCUAGUAAAAUGUAAUGCCUUUCAUGAAGCUAAUACCAAAGAAGAAGUACAAAAAAUUUUAGCAUUACCA
Molecule: messenger RNA, 246 nt
Organism: Dentiscutata heterogama
Lineage: Eukaryota; Fungi; Glomeromycota; Glomeromycetes; Diversisporales; Gigasporaceae
Source: the annotation of a GenBank genome assembly